AUGGGGGUCACUGGUUUACUGCCGGCGCUCAAAUCCAUCCAGGAAGCCAGCCAUUUGGAGAAGUAUAGAGGUAAAACACUUGCGAUCGACACGUACGCGUGGCUGCACAAGGCGAUCUACGGCUGUGCCAUGGAGAUUGUGCUUGAAAAACCUACAAGAGCGUACCUGAACUACAUGAAUAGACGACUAGACAUGUUGACGCAUUACGGCAUUACUCCGUACAUGGUUCUGGACGGAGACUACUUGCCAACAAAGGCGAACACGGAAAAAGAACGCGAGGAGCGCAGAAGGGAGUACAAACGACUGGGUCUCGAGGCCCUACGCGCAAACAGACGUUCCGAGGCAUACAAUUAUUUUAACAAGGCGUGUGAUAUCACGCCGCAGAUCGCUAAGUCGGUAAUAGAGGCUCUGAAAAGCAGAAAUAUCCAGUACGUGGUCGCCCCCUACGAAGCAGACGCGCAGAUGGUGUAUCUGGAGAAACAUGGCCUAGUGCAGGGGAUAAUCUCUGAGGACUCAGAUCUCCUAAUUUUUGGCUGCCAGAGGCUUAUCACGAAAUUGGACGACUCUGGAUCGUGUAUCGAGGUGCGGAGGGACAAAUUCAAGGACUGUCGGGAGUCUGCAAUUGGCCUGUUCUCCAAUGAGCAGCUGAAGCUGAUGGCCAUUGUCAGCGGAUGCGACUAUACCAAGGGGAUCCCGAAUGUCGGAAUGCAGCGUGCCAUCAACCUUGUGAAUAGGUACUCGACAAUUGGAAGGCUGCUGCAGGCAGUCCGCUACGAGGGGAAGUUGAAGGUCCCUGUCGAGUUCGAAACGGAGUAUUACCGUGCUAUCACCGCAUUUAAUCAUCAAGUUGUUUUCGACCCUCGAACACAGAAACCCGUGCAUCUGAACCCGUUGUCACCAGAAGACGAUAUGCUAGAGGUGGAACGGUGCGCAGGGAAAAUCCACGACGAUGAGCUCCACAGAAAGAUUGCCAUUGGCGAGCUGGACCCAAUCACGAAGCUUCCGUUGUCGGGCCGCGAAGCCUCUAGUGCACCGCCUAGCAUCGCUCGGAGAGCGCCAAUCACCACAAAGACGCAGCCAAGAACAAUAGACGCCUUGCUCCAAGUCAAAAGCAAGCCGGUGGUGCGGUCUGCGUCAGAGCCAACGGCCCGCAAGUCUGCCAUCAGAACCAUCGACCAUUUUAUGUCAGUCCAGACAUCCAAUGUGAAGCGGCGCAAGCUGCUUUUUGGCUCGCAAGAUUCUGCAUCUGAAACCAGCACAUAUUUCACUCGAUCCACUGCAUCUACCUUUACGGAAGACACGCGGAGCGUGUUCAGCGAACAGAAUUCCAGCGACUACAACAUAACGGACCCAGACGAGGACGAGGAGCCGGUUUUCAAAGCUUCGGUCACACAAAAACAGAGUAUCCGUAUGCCGUUGCGGGACAUGACAAACCAGGUCUCGCAAAAGCUGGAAGCCAAAAAUGUUGCUGGCCGGAUCCUCGAUAGAAACUCAUUGAGCUCGUUUAAAUAUAACGGUAAAUAG
Molecule: messenger RNA, 1524 nt
Organism: Ogataea angusta
Lineage: Eukaryota; Fungi; Ascomycota; Pichiomycetes; Pichiales; Pichiaceae
Exons: 1
Coding region: 1-1524 (507 amino acids)
Biological process (GO): DNA double-strand break processing; DNA recombination; mismatch repair
Cellular component (GO): nucleus
Molecular function (GO): protein binding; 5'-flap endonuclease activity; DNA binding
Source: RefSeq, a predicted model, not a curated record